UCCCAAAAACCCUCUUAUUCUGGCCUUCCAUUGGCUCUCCAUCGACAUCUGGCGGGGUAACUCCCCCUCUCAUUGGCUACCGUGCCUGUCUUUCACAAAGCUGGCGAUCCCGACGAUGAUGUCACCGUUGUCAUUCGCCAUUUUGGACUGAAUAGAAAAUUUGUGCAGAAGCGAAUUGGGUUGAGGAGAGAGAGAAGGGGGAAUUCUUUCAAGUCCCUUUUAUUUAUUUUUUUUUCCUGCAGACGAAGAAAAGGUGUGUUAUAUUUUUUAUACAGAGUAAGAAAAAAAUGUCGUCAGAAAACCAAGAAUCAGAGACACAGUUGGAAUCUGGCGAAGAAAAACAGGAUUCACAGGAGAAGGACUCCAACCCAGUGAAGGCAGAAGAGGCCAAGCUGAAAGCCAAGUACCCCAACCUGGGCCAGAAACCUGGGGGCUCCGACUUCCUCAUGAAGAGACUACAGAAAGGGCAAAAGUACUUCGACUCGGGCGACUACAACAUGGCCAAAGCCAAGAUGAAGAACAAGCAGCUGCCGGCGGCCGGGCCGGACAAGAACCUGGUGACGGGCGACCACAUUCCCACGCCGCAGGACCUGCCCCAGAGGAAGUCUUCGCUGGUGACCAGCAAGCUGGCGGGCUAACAGGAGCCCCUGCCCUCCCUCCCUCCCUCCCCCCGUCCUCCCCCCCCUGCACACUCCUCCUCCCCCCCCCUUCGCCCCCUCGCCUUCGCCAUCUCCCUCUGUCCACUGCCAGGCUUCCCUGGGGCGUUGUGGUGGGGGUGUGGGGGGCAUGCUCUGGAGGUGCAUGCGCUGCACUGGGUUUUUAGGGGUGGUGCAGAAGAUGAGCGGAGGGAAGGUGGGGCGAGAAAGAGUGCAGCUCCCCCCAAAACUCUCACUCGACGCCUCCAUGUUGUAAGCAGGCCCCAGGUCUUGGGGUGCCGGGUGCCUUGGUGAGGGCAGGCCAGACCGACACACUAAUGCAUGCUUGGCUGACCAACCAUCCCCCCCCACCUCCCCCCUUCCCUACGGCAUCAAGCAACACUAUAUUUCCCGAAUUUGCCGAAAGGAUCCCUGUGGAGGGUGUUCCAGUCUCCUGACGGGGGGUGGGGGGGGUGUGGGGAUCAAGAGCUGCUUUCGAGACUCGACAGGAGGACAGGGGGGGAGGCUGAUUCCUCUCGUCCAGUGUAGUAUUUUUUUCCCCGCCCCGAGCGAAGUGUUUUUGUAAAAGCCUCAGCAGGGAUGUGGGAACGAGGAGGGCGGAUGUUGGGGGAAACGCAGGAGGGCUGAGAGCCCUGCAAAGUGGCGGCAGGAAUGCAAGCGCUCUCUUUUUUUUUUUUUUUUAAUGGAAUCGACAAGGGAGCUGUUGAUCGGAUCCUUCGCAGGAUUCUAACGUUGGCCGGAUGUCGGAGUGAAAUUCCUUUGGGAUGUGAUCCUUGAUACCCCCCACUCCCCACCCCGCACCCCUGUGGUGUCCAAUUUUUUUCCUUUCGCGGUGAUGUAGCUAGGCCCAGAAGAAUUUGAUUUUAUCUCCCAGGCUUGUAAAAAUGAAUGCCUUGAAAAGGAGAAUAAACUCUUAACCCCCAGCUUUGGGGACUUUCUGAAGGAGGGGAGUCUUGUCUUCCCUGUCUGCUCGUGGAGCCCGGGAGCUGAUUGUUUUGGAUCUGGAGAAGGGAAGUUACAGAUUUGGGGGGGUGUUCUGUGCCUGUUAGUGAACGAAGGCUUGUGUAUGGCUGAUGAAGAGGAGGGUGAGGGGCCUCUGAUGGCUCUGUAACUCAGGAGUACGUAUCCCAGGGGGCUCUGGAAGUGUUUUUUUUAAAAAGGGGGCGUUUGGACAGUUCUGGAGGUCACUGGGGUCACUAGGGUCACUGGGAAGAGCAUUGUUCCUAAUGCUGCCUUUUCUGGAGAGGAGUAAACAGCCCUAAACAGCGACAAGGCAACGCCCCCUCCCCUUCGACCUUCGACCUCCCCAUACCUUCCCAUCCUCACCCUAUGCCCCCCCCACCGCACACACCCCUGACAGCAGCACCGCGAUCUGGCGGCCUGGUGUGGGCCCAGGGCAAGGCGAACCCCCAGCACUCCUCCUCCGGCUCCUGCCAGGCUGCGUCCCGGGGGCCGGGCUGGGGCAAAGAGGAAAUGGAUCAGAACGGGAGCUGAAGGAAUCGGAAGCUCGGCCGGCUGGAAGUGACCCUUUGAUCCCGGGGUGAAUCCGAAGAGCCCGGACGGAGUGUGCUGGUGGCCUUUCCAGAAAAGGUGCUGGGCUGCUGUUAUCCCUCUCCCCACUGCCUCCCCUGGCUGCUUCUGGUUAAGUGGGACUGCGUGCUGUCUGGAUUGUGGCUCCACACUCUACACAUCUUCUGUCCUGGGUCAGGGACUCCUUGCUAACUGAACUCCUGCUCCCCCAGCAUCCCCCCUGAAUCCCUUAUCCCCAUGUUUCCUGGCUGUCCGUUGGGAUCAGAAGGUUCUGAUGGAUGAGAGCGUUCUGGGAGUCUUUUUCCUGUCUCAUCUGUGCUACAAAAGACUGCUUGACUCUCUGGGGACUUGUCUUGUCCAACACCCUGGAAGUUGACUUUGCUAAAAAAAAACAUAAAGAGGGUUUCUGAUGAUGUAUUGUGCUGGUUUUUAAGAACCUAAAUAUAAAAGGAAAGUUCAUAGCGCUGUUAUAUUUUGAAUUUUCGUUUUUUAAUAUGAUUUACAUGGCUUGAAAAGACGCCAGUGUGUUUUGACUUAGAUCUAAUCCUAAGCUUGGGUUGACAUAUCAGUUUGCUUUGUCAUUUUCAAGCCCUUCGGGGAUAACGCCUUUGAGUCUAAUGCGUUUACCCAGCUUGGGUUCUCGAGACGUGCUGACCCGACCCAGGUGAGAUAGAACUCAUGGUGGUGUUCUUUGUAAAUCGUCUGGUCCCGUCUCGGCUUUAAAUCUAGAACCUCAGCAGUGAUGUGGUUCAGCCCGUCUCAUUCCAAGAAAUCCACCUUGCUUUCCGUUUCCCUGAAGGGGAAGUCCUUGGAAACGAGGAGAUCCCGAGUGAAACUCUGCAAAGCGAGGGCUUUAAUUUAUGAGUAAAGACUCGUUGAGAUGAGCUCCAGUUUGAAGGGGGGGGAAUUAUCCAGUGGCCAAAUCAAAUAGCGUCUUGUGGAGCCUGUUAUUAAGACCGAGGAAGAGCAUGACCUGAUGAUGGCUCAGGUCUGGAUCGCGGGAGGGAGAGUGUGCGUGAUCAUCAUUGGAUCUUCCGUUCCCGUUAGGUAGACUUUCCCAAGAGGAAAAGCCGAGCUCGGGCACGGAGUUUGGAUUUAGCGGGUGGGUGGGCAUAUUGGGGGGAAAAUCGGGAGCUCUCUGCCAACUUGCCGCAGCCCACCCCAGCCUCUGCUUCCUGUUUUUUCGGCGUUGUCCGAUUAUUUAUCUUUUUGUCGCUGGAGAGGCUGCUGGGAUCCUGCGCCCCCUUCUGACCUCAGGGCAGCAUCCCGGCCGCAGAGGUCAGACCCUCCUGAGCGUCGCGCCAAACUGACAAAUAGAUCAACACCGCCGUUAUCCCCCGGGAAUGGGCCCACAUGGGCUUUAUAAAUCCACCCCCCUGCCCCCUGACACACACUAGACUCGCACAUAUCACAGUUUCCAGGGGCAGGGAGGGGUGAGUGUGACACGAUCGGCACUGUGUUUCGCACCCCGCAGGAGCGAGCUGUGGAUCUCUGAGUGGUGUGAUGCCAUCGGUCCGGAGGUAGAAGGAGUUGGUGCUCCGAGGCAAUAGGGGUGAAUGAGCGUUGUGGUCCCCGACAACCCCGUCUUGCUGUCGCGCGAGGUGGAAAGGGCGGGUUACUCUGCACCAGUGAAAAGGAGGAGGAGGGGAGGAAUACUGGGAGUAUUUUUUUAGAAUAAAGCCGCUGCCUGCGCAUCUGCCCUGCAGCGCGAGUUAUUGAGCAAGAAUGGCCUCUGAUCAGUUCUGAACCUGAAGCUGAAAUAAAACUCAUGGCAAAAGAGUUCUCUUAGACUGCUUUGCCGUAUGGACCGCCUGCUCAAGGGAGAGGUUUUUGGGGAUGCGCAUGACCCGAACCAGGCUGUACAUUCGCAUUUCUAUCUUCCAGCUCGCUGUAGAAGCCUGUGUGCCAUGUUUGACAGGCCCUGCAUUACCGGAACACUCCACUAGAGGGCAGAGCAGUAGAGCCUGUGCUUCAGAGGGGCCACCUGUUUAAACCAUGGUUCCUUGUCCCAGGGUUGGGAACCACUCCGAGACUGACUGAGGAAAAAGAAGUCCUGUUCCGUGUGGGGAGUGUGCACGUUUUUGCAUUUGCUGUGUUGCCUCCCCACACACUGAUUUUUUUGUUUUUUCUUCUCCUUUUGUACAAUACCGUGAUAUGCUCGGUUCCUGGCUGCGGUCGUCCUGUAAAUAGUUGCACACUCUUCUGUUUUUGUUUUUGUUUUUUUGUCUUUUUUCCUCGGCCGAUGUCUCCAGGAAAACUCCUCUCGUGCUUUUCUUUCCCGGCGCGUUCGGCUGCCGGGGGAGGCUUCUUCCUUGCUUCCUGUCCUCCUUGGCGUUGGUGGGUUCCCCACUCUUCCCCGCAGAGCAGGAGUCUCGGCCGGUGGGCCUUUUGGCCUCCCUGGAGGGGGCGACGGCGCCCCCUGGUGCUUGAUCCGUGCUGGGCUCCCUGCUCCCCUCUGGGCCGGUUUGCCCCUGCGUGUGUCGCGCUCGGCAGGCAGUCAUCCGCCCCGGUGGGGUGGGGGGGGCGCCCUCAGAUCCUGGGUGCUGCCCGGGCUGUGGAGAGCGAAGCCAGUCUGGAGGCCUGUCAGUUAUCGCGGUUUCAUUCUCUCCUCUCCCCCACUGAGCAACGUGUGCGGAGAAGCCAGUUUCCUUGGAGCUGUUUUGGGUGGAAAAGCCAGUUGUUGGGAAUAGCAGAACUCGUCUGACGGCCAGUGACGAGCGGUAAGAGAGCCGCCAAGCCUCGCCUACAGGCCGGUGACCUGGAGGUGGUUUCAAGCCGGCUGAGCUCUUCCCAUAGUGCACCAUUGUAUACAGAGUGCUUUAACUCCCUGACGGUGUCCAGGGGCAUGGAGGACAGGGGUGCACUGUGUGAAUCUCGUAGGGAAAUGUGUCAGAUUUGACAUGCACACCCCCGUCGGCUUUUAAGUUGCCCUUCAUCUCCAAUAUCUUAAUGCCGCCAUUCAGAGUUCGCAGGCAACGGGGGUGUGAGAGAACCCAUAGGCGUUUACUUCAGAUGUCCUCUUGAUUUACCUUCUGGUCUCCUGCAGUGACGUGCACUGUAUGUAAUGCUGUUUUGCCGAUUUAGCUUAAAAGCUCAGUUUGCCCUGUCUGUUCUGGCAACAAAGCUAAAUAACAGCCUCUAGGAAGACUUUUCAGAGCAGAUAACCAGGAAGUGCAUGUGAGGAAGGCAGUCAGUAACGCACCUUGUCAGGUGCAACGAUGAUGCGCGUCCCCUCACUUUAACCCCUGGUAUGUCGCUUUAAGGAGCCUUUUUUAAUUUUGUGAUUGUGAUUUCGCAUGGUGAAGCAACGAUAACAAAAAUAAAAAAAACAGCCAAUCUGAGUUCUCCUGGCAUGCACUUUUAUACAGUUUCAAACUGGCUCACACCUCAUUCGCUUCUUUCUGCUGCUCUCUCCAGACGCCACCAGACGGCUCAACCUCUAAUUGAUAGCUGAUUCUGUUCUCUGGCUGCACGGGGGGGGUUGAGUCCCUGUCCCGCAUGGCUCAGGAGGGCUGCUGUUGGUUUACACAUGACGAAGAAAUUAAAUGAAAGGGCUGCAACUCAGAUCGAAGAACUAGGUACACAUAACGACAGAUUUAAGGCACUUUUUGUUCCUUUUGUACAGCUGUGACCGCAGCUGCUAGCCGGGGAAAUUUGGAAGCGGACGGGCUGGUGUAGACCCAAGGUGCAGGGUGUGUGCGAUGUGGGCCGAGACCACCGUCUUCUCCCGUUCGUGGGAAAAGCAGAGUCGUCCUCGGGCCUGACCGCUGGCUAGCAGAAUGCAAUUGCACAGUCACCUUGUUUCUCCCGUCGUGAAAUUUCCAAGAUUUACAGCAAAAACAUACAACAACCCCCCCUCCCCCAGCCUAACCUAACUCCAGCCUUGCGCCUGUCGGGGAUGAUAAGGAUUGAGAGGUGCAGAUGUCUGCUAACAUGGGCUUUAUGUGUCAGGUUAGAACAUGGAUGUUGAGUCAGGAGGGGGGGGGUUAAUUUAAACAAAAGGCGCAAAUGUAUAAUAGAAAACGCGGGAAGAGGAAAAAGCAUUUUUUUCGUCUGUAUUUGAAAUAAAGUUUUACAUUAAUUGGAA
Messenger RNA from Lepisosteus oculatus (spotted gar), 6273 nucleotides. It is a transcript of the gene ensab, whose product is annotated as endosulfine alpha b. Gene Ontology annotation, cellular component: cytoplasm. Lineage: Eukaryota; Metazoa; Chordata; Actinopteri; Semionotiformes; Lepisosteidae. Gene Ontology annotation, molecular function: protein phosphatase inhibitor activity. The record is from RefSeq and is a predicted model, not a curated record.